AUGCUUCCGCACUCCAAACCCUCCGCUCUCGUACCCUCUCGGAAUGCCCUUCGAGUUCUCCGCCAUUUGGCCCUGGCCGGUUCAACAGUCGGCGGGUUUUGUGCUGUAGCAGCCUUCACGUACGAUGUUCAUCGCCGAAUCCGCAUCGCCGAGAAAAUCAUUGAAAACAAACGAACAAUACACACCACCGCACCAAACUAUGAUGCAACAUCUGCUGCCAAGCGACUUGCAGUGAUGGUCGCAGCAGCGGAAGCGGGAGAGUUCAUGGGAAUCGAAUCCCUCAAGACUAGCAAACGAAAAGCUACCUCCGGCCCCGAAGAACCAGGAUCGAACACUCUCGAAAUAAGACGUGAUCCAAAUCCCAAACCCAAGCCAAUGAUCACCUUGGCAAAAGCACAUAUUCGCCAGAAGAAGUCGUGGAGUGACCCGAUCAAAUUGUUCCAAUACAAGAGGAAUGUGGACGGGCCGAGCUUAGCUCGGAAUAACGAAAUUCUGGCCAUGGAGGCUAUCCAAGCGGAACACGCUCAGAUAAAGGGCAUACCCCCCUUAGACUCCGAACUUCGUCGAUUGAUGAGCGAGGAGUUGGAGAUCACUGCUGCGAACUUGUUUCUGGGAGCCACCGCUCGUUUGGACGUCAUCUCAUGGGAACGGAGACAACUUGCGUGUCAUAUCUUUACCGCAAACUGCAUCAAAGGAAACAUAUUCAUUGCUCGAACUCUCUUCAACCGACUAAACAAUAUCAGUGUUGUCUCGGAGGAGAUGUGGGCCACCCUCAUGCAUUUACUCGCCAAAGAGGGCCAUAUCGACUCUGUCGGUGUCCUCUAUGAAAGAUUCAGUUCCAAAUUUGUUGUCCCUACCCAUCUGCUGGAGGUUAUUCUCCGGUGCCUUAUCGAGUCCAAGCGGUUGGAAGAGGCCAAGCAUCUCUUCCACCUGCGCUUCAAGAAUGACUAUAACUGCGGCCUGUGCGGGGCUUACCUUGAUGGUCUCUGGAGGAAGACUAGGAGUAUCGAAUUACUCAACGCAGAAUUUGACAGGAUUCUUGAAAGUCUUCAAAGCCUUGGGCGAAAACCAACCGAAAAGCUGUUUAAUCCGAUGGUCAAAGCCUUGGUUGAAUCGGGUCGUUCCGAAGAGGCCGAGGUUUUGGUUCAAGAUAUGCCAACCAAGUACGAUGUGCAGCCUGGAUCCCGCACCGUUGGAUUGAUCGUUUAUAGCAGGGCACUCAAUUGUGAUUGGAAUCGGGUUAUGGAUGGGUUAUACGCCAUGCACGAUGCAGGAUUUACUAAGCAGAAGAAGGACUUUGCUGUCGCUUUUGACCGUGUCUUCCUCGAAUACUAUCCAACUCACACGGGCGAACAAACAUUCGACUUGCUCAUUUCAUGCAUCAACGAAUUUGAAAUCGUGCCUGACAGAGUUCUUCAUCGACACAUAAUCGAAGCGAUCGUUGAAAAAGGCACCGAGGAAAUGCUCGAAGCCAUCACGGAGAUGGCCACCCAGCGUGAAUGGAACACCGGCAUCGACGAUGAGCAAAUUGCCACGAUUCUCAAAACGAGGCGGCUCGCAAUGACCAACAGCCCGGUGGGAAUUUGGCGAAUGAUGCAAGCAGCCAAGGACCGACAAGCGUCUUCGUCUUCUUCUCAGCGCAUCCUUGGCACUAGCUAUGAGACUUGGGCAGUGCGAGGAGAGAAGAUAGCGCCAAUUCACGCUCCCGCCGAGGAAAGCUUCUCCGAAACAGUGAACAAUUUGGUGGAAUCCAAAGAUACCAGUUGGUACGUCCCGCUCCACAAGCGAAUGGAGCACUAUCUUAACAUGGGCCGGCCCUAUGAUGCUCUGAGGGUGUAUCAACAUGCCACCAAUAGUGGUUUUAUCGUUAGACCGCUCCAUCUAUCCUUGGCUGUGAUUGCCUCGAUUCUUGAAGGCAAAACUGGCCUCAUUAACGCGCGACGCAUGAUCACCUCCGAGUGGGAUUACUGGAAGAAGGUUCCAACACUCCGUUACAGCAAGCGGUUCACACCAUGGCUCCCUGUUUUCUUCCAGCGGGUUAGGCAGAUUGAUCCAAGCGUCGUCGGACGCGCGGGGUUGAUCAAGAUGGCCAUUUUCGAAUACUACACCAUUUGCAACAAUACCCCCGGUCUUAAUGUGAAGCACUUCUGUGCGGCUUCUUACAGUCAGUACCUGCUCAAGGGUGGAUCGCCAGAAAUUGCUGUCGAUCUUCUCACGACCAUUUACCAAUCUCGCUGGAAGAUCUCUCAUGGGUUUGAUCAGGUCCUGUUGAAGUUGCUGCUACGGGCCUUUGGCGAGCUCCGCAACCUCAAGGGUGUCUGGUGGUGUAUACUGACGGUCCUAUCACGACAAGAGGCGAUCAAGCCUGAAUUCGUCGUGGAAGCUCUCUCCCAGAUGAAUUCAUUGGACGAGGCGCUGGCCGAUGCAUCCGGCAGUACCACGCAGCAACUCUGCACAUUGCACAAGGCCAUUGAGGUGCUACAAGCCAAGUCUCGUGGUGACGAAUACUGGGCAAAUCUCAGCGUUGACUCAGCGUGGAAAAAGUCGAGACGCUCCCAGCUCACUCGGCCUGAGAAGGAAGACCCUUUCUUGCCUACUGACCCUCUCAAGGAUCUGAUCCUGGAAUUUGACGAAGAGUGGGAGUUGGACUUGCUACUAGGACGCAAGCAGUUUAAUGCUGCCGAGCAGACAAAGUGGUGGGCAGAGCACAACCUCGCGAACUGUCACACGGUGGCACCGGAAGACCGCGAAUAUCCUAUCUACAGGGACCAAACCUGGGAUAAAUAUUACGUGCCGGAGGAGUGA
Molecule: messenger RNA, 2805 nt
Organism: Penicillium arizonense
Lineage: Eukaryota; Fungi; Ascomycota; Eurotiomycetes; Eurotiales; Aspergillaceae
Product: pentatricopeptide repeat protein
Exons: 1
Coding region: 1-2805 (934 amino acids)
Molecular function (GO): protein binding
Source: RefSeq, a predicted model, not a curated record